CAGCGUUUUGCGUCACUGUUGUUUUAUUUAAUAUGUACUUCAGCUUCAAACAAGCCGUCUCUGCUUUUCAGCGAUUUAUAAAGUUUCUGUACCGUUGACAGUGAAUCCACCUUCUUGAGUUCGGCUCAGUAAGUGUUAAAGUAAACUCUAGAUCAACGAAAGCUAGCAGAUGUGGAGACAGCAGGCUAACAACGACUGGAAGCAGCAGCUGAAUAAUGUCGGGGUUUCUGGACAAAACAGGCCCAGAUUUUGAAGAGAAACGGUCUCGUUAAAAAAAAAAAAAAAUGCAACAAAACAAAAUCCUGGAUCCCGGAGUUCGUCUGAACAGAUUAGUGUUCCCUGCAGAUGUUCAGCAGACAGAGAUGAUUAAAGAAGAAGCUCCUGAAGAAUGGAGUUUUGGUGUGGACCAGAAGGACCCAGAGACCCUCAUAAAGGAGGAAGAGGAGGAACUGAGGACCAGUCUGGAUGUAGAGCAGCUCAGUGUGAAGGAGGAGACUGAUGACACCAGGUUCUCCUUCACUGCAUUUCAUUUGAAGAGUGAGGAUGAUGAAGAGAAACCUCUGUUCUCUCAGCUUCAUCAGCAUCAAGUGGAAGAUGGAGAUCUUCCAACCAGCAGCUCAGCUGACCAGAUGAAAGCAGCAACUGGUGGAGAAGAUUGUGUUCAACUCUGCAGAUUAGUGUUCCCUGCAGAUGUUCAGCAAACGGUGCUGAUUAAAGAAGCUCCUGAAGAAUGGAGUUCUGGUGUGGAUCAAAAGGACCCAGAGACCCUAAACAUAAAGGAAGAAAAGGAGGAAAUGAGGAUCAGUCUGGAUGUAGAACAGCUCAGUGUGAAGGAAGAGACUGAUGACACCAGGUUCACCUUCACUGCAGUUCCGUUGAAGAGUGAGGAUGAUGAAUUGACACCUCUGCUCUCUCAGCUUCAUCGGCAUCAAGUGGAAGAUGGAGAUCUUCCGACCAGCAGCUCAAGUGACCAGAUGAGUGCAUCAAGUGGUGGAGAAGAUUGUGGAGGAGCAGACACUACCAGAAACCCAUAUCUACAUACUAAUGAAGAUUAUUCCAGCUCUUCAGAGACUGAUGUCAGUGAGAAUGAUGAUGAAGAUGUAAAUGAUCCUGACACUCUGAUUAAAGAAUCAUUGGACUCUGGAUCAGAACCUGAAGAUGGUGUCAAAGACUGGAAGGAGAGCAGGACUCCUGAGUCUGGUGUAAACACUAUCAACAAAUCUUGCAGCUUCUCUGAGUGUGAGAAACUAUUUCUCCACAAGGAGUCUGUUCAGAGAAACAAGACAGAAAAGAUAAUCUAA
Messenger RNA from Nematolebias whitei (Rio pearlfish), 1301 nucleotides. RefSeq names its product protein SQS1. NCBI's taxonomy places the organism in Eukaryota, Metazoa, Chordata, Actinopteri, Cyprinodontiformes, Rivulidae. The transcript is spliced from 4 exons. The record is from RefSeq and is a predicted model, not a curated record. Bases 285 to 1301 code for a protein of 338 amino acids.